AAAGUAUUGUGGAGCUGCGUCCGCCAUCAUGUUGUCGUGAUUUGCAAUCUUUGAGAGAUAUUUAUUCCUUGUUGUAAAGUCCUGAUCUCAAGAUGUUCUCGACGUUCCCUUCAACUCCAAGAGGCCGGAGUCGAUUCUCCAAGGCACUGCCCGUCGCUCCAGGUCAAUCAGCAGAAAAGGAGGAGUCGAGCGCAAUGAUGUCGUCCUCAGGGUAUUCACCACUUCCUCCGCUUCCCAAUGACGCGAGUGUCCCAGCAAAGACUAUUCCACGGCGACCUGUUGGCGGACAAGCCAAACCGCCCAAACCGCCAUCCAUACGCAGCCUCUCGUCUGUAUAUUCGGACAGCCCCGGGCUGUCACGAAGUCUAUCCGACAGCAGUAGCAGAGAUACAAAAGAUUCUGUGAGCGCCAUUGACUCAGAAAUCGACCAGAACCCACCUCCUCCGCCAAAAGACAAAGUAGAGAGACAAACCACAAACAUUCUGGAUAGUCCUUUAAGCUCGAACGGAUCUCCCAAGCAAACAGAGCUGUGGAAACGUCGAUCUGUCAGAAGUGAGAAAAGCAUUGUUGUUCCAGACCUCAAGCUCUCCAAGAGCAACGGUUCAACAGCGAGCCCACCAAGAAGGCAGGAGCAAUCCACAGAUCGCCCGCUUCCUCGAAGCAUAACCGGCCGCAAGCCAGUUCCUGUUCGCCCGGCUCCUCCUCAACCCGAAUUCAUGGGCAACAAGCUUGCGAAGUUGGAGGGCAAGCUGGAGAACAAGCUGAAGAAACAGACCUCAUCUGAAGAAUCCUCUAAGCAAGAUGAAGCUCCUCCACAGCAAUACCCGUCCUUCCAGCGCCUCCCCACGCCCGAGUAUCUAAAGGCAGACAAGCAACAACCUACUACGCCUCAAGUCCUAUCUCCAGUCUCACCAUUUACGCCUCCAGAAGAGACCGCUCCGAAGUUACCUCCAAAAGCAGAAGCAAGAAACUAUCUCAAGACACAACCCACCAUGUCCGAUACCGAAGUCCCGAAUUUACUUGCCAAUCACUCUCGAGACACCAGCGAUACCCUCACCAUCACAUCCGAACCUCAGGUUAUGCGAUCACCACAACCCCAGAAAGCUUUCACCGCUCGUAUCCUGACACCACAACCCUCACCAGACAAAGAAAAGACGACCUCGCCCCUAAAUCUCGGCUCACCAGCUGCGCAUAGCUCAUUCUUUCCUACCGUUAACUCGCCCGCUGCUCAAGGAACGAUAUUCUCCGGUCCUUCGCUAGACAUAAUUCACUACGAUUGCUACCAAUCACACAAGUUCAUGCGAGGAUCUAGAAAUGCAUUGUGUCCUGUAGCAUGCAUGAUCUGUCAAAAGAAGGAUGCCGAGAUGAGAUGGAGAUGUACUUGGUGCUGCUUGAGCGCUUGUGGAUCCUGCAUGCAGGUGUUAUCCUCGGUACCUGGGAAGGAUCUUAGGGUAUGCUUGGAACGUAUUGAAAAUGGGAAGUGAGGUCUCUUCAGAGGAGUUUAUGCAUGAAAAGGCGUUACUGGUGGGUUAUGAAUCACAUGAUACAUGGAAUUCUGGCUCCUGGAAUGGGUCAUAGAUGAUGGGUCAUGAUAGAUGACCGUGAUGGACUGAUUUGUAGAUAUUGAUGUCAUUGUAUGAUUGACAUGUUUAGCAGGAAUGGCAAGCUAUGGCUGUCACUUUCACCUUGAAGGGGUUUGUUUACCUAGUGACAGCUGAGUUUGAAUUUAUGAGGGAGCAAGGAGCAAGCGCUCUUGGUCCGUAUUGAAUUGAGUCGAUUGUGUUU
Messenger RNA from Mollisia scopiformis, 1785 nucleotides. RefSeq lists its product as uncharacterized. NCBI's taxonomy places the organism in Eukaryota, Fungi, Ascomycota, Leotiomycetes, Helotiales, Mollisiaceae. The record is from RefSeq and is a predicted model, not a curated record. The coding region runs from base 93 to 1484 and encodes 463 amino acids. The transcript has a single exon.